GAAGAAAAUAAAGAUGUUAACUUUGACCACUUUGAAAUUUUGCGAGCCAUUGGGAAAGGCAGUUUUGGAAAGGUCUGCAUUGUACAGAAGAAUGACACCAAGAAGAUGUAUGCAAUGAAGUACAUGAACAAACAAAAGUGUGUGGAGCGCAAUGAAGUGAGGAAUGUCUUCAAGGAACUUCAGAUCAUGCAGGGUUUGGAGCAUCCUUUCCUGGUUAACUUGUGGUACUCUUUCCAGGAUGAGGAAGAUAUGUUCAUGGUGGUGGACCUCUUGCUGGGUGGGGACCUGCGUUAUCACCUGCAGCAGAACGUUCGCUUCCAGGAAGACACUGUGAAGCUCUUCAUCUGUGAGCUUACCAUGGCUCUCGACUACCUGCAGAGCCAGCGCAUCAUUCACAGGGAUAUGAAGCCUGACAAUAUCCUACUUGAUGAACAUGGGCAUGUGCACAUCACAGACUUCAAUAUCGCAGCGAUGCUGCCCAGGGAGAUGCGCAUCACCACCAUGGCGGGCACCAAGCCUUACAUGGCUCCUGAGAUGUUCAACUCCAGAAGGGAAGCAGGCUAUUCCUUUGCUGUUGACUGGUGGUCCUUGGGUGUGACAGCAUACGAGCUGUUAAGAGGCCGGAGACCAUAUCAUAUUCGCUCCAGUACUUCUAGCAAGGAAAUUGUACACAUGUUCGAGACUGCUAUUGUGACUUUCCCUUCUGCCUGGUCACAGGAAAUGGUGUCAUUUCUUAAAAAGCUACUUGAACCCAAUCCAGAACAACGAUUUUCUCACUUGUCUGAUGUGCAGAACUCUCCGUAUAUGAAUGAUAUGAACUGGGAUGCUGUUUUGCAGAAGAGGCUCAUUCCUGGUUUUAUUCCUAAUAAAGGCAGAUUGAAUUGCGACCCCACCUUUGAACUUGAAGAAAUGAUUUUGGAGGCCAAACCUCUUCACAAGAAAAAGAAGCGUCUAGCAAAGAAAGAGAAGGAAAUGAGAAAAUGUGAUUCCUCUCAGACAACAUGUCUUCUUCAAGAGCACCUUGAAAAUGUCCAGAAGGAGUUCAUCAUUUUCAACAGAGAAAAGUAA
Molecule: messenger RNA, 1068 nt
Organism: Chrysochloris asiatica (Cape golden mole)
Lineage: Eukaryota; Metazoa; Chordata; Mammalia; Afrosoricida; Chrysochloridae
Gene: STK32A
Product: serine/threonine kinase 32A
Exons: 13
Coding region: 106-1068 (320 amino acids)
Biological process (GO): regulation of signal transduction; protein phosphorylation; G protein-coupled receptor signaling pathway
Molecular function (GO): ATP binding; G protein-coupled receptor kinase activity; G protein-coupled receptor binding
Source: RefSeq, a predicted model, not a curated record